Molecule: messenger RNA, 1801 nt
Organism: Camelus dromedarius (Arabian camel)
Lineage: Eukaryota; Metazoa; Chordata; Mammalia; Artiodactyla; Camelidae
Gene: HNRNPAB
Product: heterogeneous nuclear ribonucleoprotein A/B
Exons: 8
Coding region: 251-1258 (335 amino acids)
Biological process (GO): regulation of gene expression
Cellular component (GO): chromatin; nucleoplasm
Molecular function (GO): RNA binding
Source: RefSeq, a predicted model, not a curated record
CACGAGUCGGCAUUGUCAGGCGGCGGCACCGCGCGGGCCUAAGCACGCUUGUUAGUUGGUGGGUUCCGUGCGGCAGCGGCGGCGGCCGAGGAGGAGGACUCGAGGUUGCGGCGGCUCCGUCGGCAGACGGGGGACAGGUCCGGCAGCGCGAGCGUGAGCGCGGCGGAGCCCGCGGCGCCUUCCCAGCGGGUGGGGACGAGAGGGCCCCGCGGCGUCAUCGGCGGCGAGGAGCCGCGCGCUUCGGCCUAGCAUGUCGGAAGCGGGUGAGGAGCAGCCCAUGGAGACGACGGGUGCCACCGAGAACGGACAUGAGGCCGCCCCCGAAGGCGAGUCGCCGGCCGGCACCGGCACCGGCACCGGGGCCGCGGCAGGAGCCGGAGGCGGGAGCGCGGCGCCCCCGUCCGGCAACCAGAACGGCGCCGAGGGCGACCAGAUCAACGCCAGCAAGAACGAGGAGGACGCGGGAAAAAUGUUCGUUGGUGGCCUGAGCUGGGAUACCAGCAAAAAGGACCUAAAAGAUUAUUUUACCAAAUUUGGAGAGGUCGUUGACUGUACAAUAAAAAUGGAUCCCAACACGGGCCGGUCAAGAGGAUUUGGGUUUAUCCUCUUCAAAGAUGCAGCCAGUGUGGAGAAGGUUCUAGACCAGAAGGAGCAUAGGCUGGAUGGCCGUGUCAUUGACCCCAAAAAGGCCAUGGCCAUGAAGAAGGAUCCAGUAAAGAAAAUUUUUGUAGGGGGUCUGAAUCCUGAAGCCACUGAGGAGAAGAUCAGGGAGUACUUCGGCGAGUUUGGGGAGAUUGAAGCCAUUGAACUUCCAAUGGAUCCAAAGUCAAACAAAAGACGAGGCUUUGUUUUCAUCACCUUUAAAGAAGAGGAACCUGUGAAGAAAGUUUUAGAGAAAAAGUUCCACACUAUCAGUGGAAGUAAGUGUGAAAUCAAGGUGGCUCAGCCUAAAGAGGUUUAUCAACAGCAGCAGUAUGGCUCCGGGGGCCGCGGGAAUCGCAACCGAGGGAACCGAGGCAGCGGCGGUGGUGGCGGAAGUGGAGGAGGUCAGAGUCAGAGUUGGAAUCAGGGCUACGGCAGCUACUGGAACCAGGGCUACGGCUACCAGCAGGGCUACGGGCCUGGCUAUGGCGGCUACGACUACUCGCCCUAUGGCUAUUACGGCUACGGCCCCGGCUACGACUACAGUCAGGGUAGCACAAAUUACGGGAAGAGCCAACGACGCGGUGGCCAUCAGAACAACUACAAGCCAUACUGAGGCUUCGGCAGGAGUGCCCGACUGACCGCACACGCUUUGUUUGGAUAUCGAGUGAACACAAUUAUGUACCAAAUUUAACUUGGCAAACUUUCUAUAGCCUGUCCCAUGUGCAUCUUAUUUAAAAAUUUCCCCCUGGAAAUCACUCUCCUGUUCAAUAUUUCCAGAGCUCUAGUUGUUUUAGGCAGCGUGUGGUGUCUUAAGAGGCCAGAGAGGCAUUAUGGGCUGAUUUUUUAUUACCGGGUGACCCAGAGCCAGGCCGGAGGGUCUGCUUCCCACUGCUGCUCUGCAGCCUGCAUCUGUGUGGACCCUGGUUGUAAAGAGUAAAUUGUAUCUUAGGAAACCAGUGUCACCUUUUUUCACCUUUUAAUUUUAUAUUAUUUGUGUCAUACAUUUCCUGUAAUGGAAGUGUUAAUUUUACUGUACUUUUUGGUACCUUUCGGGAAUCUAAUGUAUUGUAAGGUAUUUUACACGUGUCCUGAUUUUGCCACGACCUGGAUAUUGAAGCUAUCCAAGCUUUUGAAAUAAAAAUUUAAAAACCCCUGA